AAGAAAAGGCCGAAAAGCACAAACACCAGCGGUCUUAUAUUCCUCGGCAGCCAGGGAGAAGUGCGGUUACAAAUGGCCUGGUAACAAGUAAGAAUUCAAAUCCGUCGACCAGCCGUUUGACAGGUUCGCAAUCCCAGCCACAAGUUAAUGAAACCGAUUACGGACCCAGAACUACCCAUCAAGUCCCAAUCCGUUCUCAAGAUCAAAGUCGCCGUUAUCGUAAUAAACUCAGCCCAACAGAACCUCGUAAAGCGCUACGCGAUGACCCAACUAAACAAAGUGGUAUUUUGGCGAACAAGAUAUCUUCGAAACAUCCCACUGUGAACCAGUCUUUCAUUGACAAGAUAGUCGAGGAAAUCGAAGCAAAGCACCCGAUCCUCACAAAGGGAAAAGGGGGCAACACUGAUAGCUUACAACGGCUAAUUGACAAUGUGGCAGACAGUGUCGUCAAACAGGUCACAGAGGAGUUUACUGAGCCACAGACUAAGCCAAGUAGACGUGUCAAUGUGCCUAAACCUUGGUCGCAGAAGGAAAUAUCAGACCCCAACGGUACUGUGGCAGAUAUGCCUCUUCUCAAAGACAGAAAGCCCCACGCGAAAUCUUCAUUGGUAAAAGAUAUUGACUUAAAUCUUCCCACUGAGGUGCCUAACAGUGAUGAGAUCAGUGGACAAUUCUCGCCUGAUUCCAUCCCGGCGGACGUCAAACCCCCAUCAAGGAUGUCAUUACCGCAAAGAUCCCGUUUUGUCCAUCAAAGGCCGCAACCCGAGGAACCAGGAAAGCAAGAGCUACGCGAAAUGUUUAAAUUCACACAUCGGUUUGAUGAACAGAGGCCCAAGUUGCAAGGCGGAAGGAAAAAGGUUACCAUUCCUGCAACGAAUGAAGGUAACGCAGCUUACCUGGUGCUUCAUAUAGGCUUUGAGCAAAUCGAAAAUCGCACAGCUCUCGACAGCUCAGAGCACAAGAACAAUGCCAUUCUUAGUCCAGAGGUGCGCCUCUCAGUAACCGAAUCCAAAUGCGGGUCUGCCUUGAGCAUGCAAGGUGGACGUUUACUUUUUACCCGUUUCAACAGUCGUCCACGUGAAGCGAUAACGAUCACAUUGUGGCUCAAGCUAGACUCGGUCUCAGGAACAGCCACUUUGUUCAGUACCACGGGGUCUGGAGCCAAGUACAACCUACAGUACCGCGAUGGCAACAUUCACUGGUCUCACGUCGAUGACUUAGGACACGUGAUAUUCAGCAUGGCAACGAGGCAGACUGUAGACUCCUUAGAUUGGAUACAUCUUAGUGUUACUUAUGACGCACACAUCAACAUGAGCAAGAUUAUUUUGAAUGGAGCCGUUCUGGACGAAAGAGAAGGCCAUGGAUUGCUUUCGCAGAAUUGGGAUGGGGAAGUUGGGAUCGGAAUUCCCGAAGGGAUACGAGGACUUAUCGACGAGUUUUAUAUGUACAAUCAUGCGCUUGCCGCGUCCGAUCUGACGGAUCUGUCGGAGGAAUGCAACCCUGGGGCAGGUGGAGCUAUUCCUCUUAAGGAAGGAAGUUACGAUGGUCUCAUACCUGACGAUAUGAUCCAGGAUGCAAUAUUACAGCCGCAUCCAAAUGCUUCAACGACAAAAAUUCCAAACGCUGCGGUAACAACCCCUACCACAACCACUACAGGGUCAACAUUAAGGUCUACAACAAGGUCAACAACAAGGUCAACAACAAGGUCAACAACAAGGUCAACAACAAGGUCUACAACAAGGUCAACAACACAGCUCACUUCACCAACAACAAGGCCGCUUACAUCAACGACAACCAAGCCGACAACUAAGCCAGCAGCCGAUGCAAGGAAGACAACAACGUCGUCUUCUUAUAAACCAACUCUUCAGGUACCGUUUGGUAUAACCCUUAGUAAAAAGGCUGGCUCAAGCACUGUUCCGUCUACGAUCACCUUACAUGACGAGCCUAACUGCCAGCAAGGGAUGUUUUAUGAUAACAGUGAGUUACGAGGUGGCAUGGACGCUGGCUUGUUCAUAGACUUGGGGCGAGUGAAAGGCUCAACAAGUUGUUUGAAGUUGUGUUGUGAAAUCGAGUCAUGUGACCUGGUGUUCUUGAAGCGUGACAGCUGUUAUGCCGUGGACUGUUACAAUAACAAAUUGUGCGAGCCCGUGCCAGUGGUGUCUUACAGAAGUGACAUGCCCAGCGUUCAUUACAUUACCAGGAGUGGGAAGUCAGUUCUAGAUGAAAAGUUACGAAAGUUGGAGACUCGACCCAAACCUCCCGGAACUACCCAAAUGCCGACCCUCCCACCAACACCUUACAGAACAACAGCAAGUGAAAUAUUUCUUCCAUACAAGCAGAUCUCCAUGCGUCCAACUUACGCCCCGUCAAUCACAAAACGUUUCUGUGCCCAAGGAAUGUUCUUCUACAACGUGAAACUUCGAGACGGGUGGAACGCUGGGAUGCUGCUUCAGAUCUCUAGUGUACGGAGCAUGGCAGAGUGCAUUCAGGAUUGUUGUGACGAACCAGCGUGCGAUUUUGUGAUGCUGAAGCAACGAAGGUGUUACAGUGUGCGAUGUAAGGGAGGUGAUACUUGUACGGUGGAAGAAGGAGGAGAAUAUCAGAUCUCGUUUGUGAGUAGACAAGAUAUGGUCGAAGACGAGACACAGUCUACACCGACCCCCACACCGUUACCCCUGAAUCCUCUGGGCGGAAAAAUGGACGAGUUGUCAGUUAGCCAUGUUCGUUAUCUGUCAUUGUACCUUGGCUUUGAUCAUGUAAUUGGUUCUGUGGCGGUAGAUGGAUCGGGCUUAAACAAUGACGCGAGAUUAACGAGAGGAACCGAAGUUUCAAGACCUGGUAAGCAAGGAACCGCGAUAGAAUUGAAUGGCGGCGAUGUACUUCUCGAUGGUGAACAUUUCCGGGAGAAACCACGUGAAGCCGUCACCAUUGCUUUAUGGUUAAAACUGUGGAGAACCAGUGGAGUGCACUCCAUUUUUGAUACAAUCGGCGGGCAUUCGAUCCACAGCAAGGGACAGUAUCACUUUGAGGUGUACGAUGGAAGGUUGAGGUGGUUCCAUCGUAAUGAAUACGCUAAGGAGGUUUUCAACGUUAGGACUUCGCCAGUUUUGCAGCCCAGUAUAUGGUACCAUGUGGUUGGCACUUACGACUCCCUUAAGCACAUGGCAAACGUCUUUCUGAACGGUGACUUGGUGGGAGAGGGUCGUGGCAGUGGUAUGCUGUCCCUAGACUGGGAGUCUAAGGCCGGAUUUGGCUCACAUUCCGGGCGAAGGGUUUUACUCGGCUUCCUCGAUGAGAUUUAUAUCUUCAGACGGGCAGUUCUGGCGAAAGAAAUUGAAAGAUACUUGGAGAAUUCUAAUAGUGAACCGCUCCUUCAUUCGGAAUCCAACACUGUACUCACGGAGACUUUCACUGAAAGUCCUUCUGAGGAUAGCUUUUCAGAUGUUAAUACUGACCCUGUUUGGUUUUCGAAACCAACCAGCCAUUUAAGUAAUCUUCCCAACCAGAGUCCUUCUAGCAACUACAUGAACUUCAUGGACCAGGACGAAAUCCAAAGUGCUUCAACACUUGGCGCAACAUCAGUUGUUGUCAGUGCUGCGAGAGCAAAAUCAAGAACGAAAGAAACCACAAAUAUGCCAACAGUGACGUCGCCGCAAACGACAAAGACAACUACAGAGACAGCCACAUUAUCAACAACGCCGCCAACCACGUUGAAAUCAACAACAAUGAUCAAAACGACUGCGUCACCUCAUACAAUAGACAGCACUGCACCAGAAAGACUGAAAACGAUGUGCAAAUUGGGAGACGUGUACAGAAAUAGGGAUCUUGUGGGUGGAUUAGGCGCGGGAAAUUUCACUGACAAAGGAAAGGUUGACAGCAUUGAAGAGUGUAUGAAAAUUUGCUGUGGAAUACAAGAUUGCUCUGUAGGUUAUAUGGUGGAGAACAACUGCUUUGCCAUAACUUGUACGGAAAAGGAGCAGUGUAAAACGUUUAUAAAGAGUCUGUCGGAGAACAGCCCUGUCAUUGGAUUUGUGAAGCGAAGCGAACGAAAAGAAUCAACUUCUCAUCCUUCGCCGAAGGAGGAAAACGAAAAACCAACUUCUCCAGCUAGUGCUACACCUGUAGAACCAGAAGCAAAGUCAUCGGACGCCCCACAAGGCGACAAAGAAGCUGCCUUCAACUUCACUGAUAUGUUAUCAACUAGUAAACCCACUUAAAGUACGACAUCUGAUCAUGCACUAUC
This is a messenger RNA of Stylophora pistillata, 4243 nucleotides long. RefSeq lists its product as uncharacterized. Gene Ontology annotation, molecular function: calcium ion binding. Gene Ontology annotation, cellular component: membrane; cytoplasmic vesicle. Gene Ontology annotation, biological process: neuron migration. The record is from RefSeq and is a predicted model, not a curated record. NCBI's taxonomy places the organism in Eukaryota, Metazoa, Cnidaria, Anthozoa, Scleractinia, Pocilloporidae.